Molecule: messenger RNA, 7530 nt
Organism: Ctenopharyngodon idella (grass carp)
Lineage: Eukaryota; Metazoa; Chordata; Actinopteri; Cypriniformes; Xenocyprididae
Gene: pcbp3
Product: poly(rC) binding protein 3
Exons: 18
Coding region: 836-1888 (350 amino acids)
Biological process (GO): regulation of gene expression; regulation of RNA metabolic process
Cellular component (GO): cytoplasm; nucleus
Molecular function (GO): mRNA binding
Source: RefSeq, a predicted model, not a curated record
CCUGUGCUGGAGCGUGUGUGGAUGUGAGCACUCUUUUCUCUCCUAUUAUUUGAGUGGCUGCAGGUACUGGUGUCUGCCUCUAUGCCUCUGUGCCAGAGGGAUAAAGAGAGAAAGACAGAGGACUAGUUCUUCAUAUCCCCCCUCUGGCCUCCCCGUCUCCCUGCUCCCUGUCACUCCAUCCUUCCUUCCUCCCUCCCGGACCACCCGUCAGCGGCUGGAUCAACCCGCCCGGACCCUCCUCCCACAACCCCUUUGACUAUCCUCACUUCACCGUCCCAUCUUGUGAACUGUGUGCAGGAUUACCAAUGUCAUGAUGUAACUACUGGACUGACUGAUUCAAACAAGGAAUUUCUCAUUGCCUGGAGUUGAAGGCUGGAUUUGGCAGUGCAGUCACAGACAAUCUUGGUUUGGGCGAGCAGAAGAAAACCUUUAAAUUCAAAUUAAAAAAAUAAACCUCCUGUACAGAGAAACAGUAAGGAGUUGCUCAGGUGAGGUACACUGGACAGACGGACCUCGGAACCCAAGUCGUCUGGAAAGUGUGACGGCACGUGGUCACAUGACCUGGAAGAGAAAACCCAAGAGACUUCUGGGAUCCCUCUCUGAAUGGGCCGGUUAUCAACCUGGAAAGAAGUCUAAAGGCUGAUGAACUGAUCCGCACAGCGACACAGCUGCGCUCUCUUCCCCUCUUCGUCUGUCCAAUCUCCCCAUUUAUGUCCUGAGAUCCACAACUUUCUGCAACUCUGGUGACUGGUUGGCUGCUGAACCAUCAUUCUCGUCCUUCUCCUGGGGAAUUCCUGUCACGUGACCAUAUUCCUGCUUCACCUCCACUCCUAGUAUGGAACCCAACAAAGUCCAGUCAGAGGGCGGGCUGAAUGUGACCCUGACCAUCCGGCUUCUCAUGCACGGCAAGGAAGUGGGAAGCAUCAUUGGAAAGAAAGGGGAAACUGUGAAGAAGAUGCGUGAAGAGAGCGGUGCUCGCAUCAACAUCUCAGAAGGAAACUGUCCUGAGAGGAUCGUCACCAUCACUGGACCCACAGAUGCCAUCUUUAAGGCCUUCGCUAUGAUCGCGUACAAGUUUGAAGAGGAUAUAAUCAACUCCAUGAGCAACAGCCCAGCCACCAGUAAGCCCCCUGUCACUUUGCGCCUUGUGGUGCCCGCCAGUCAGUGCGGCUCCCUCAUUGGCAAGGGAGGCUCAAAAAUCAAAGAGAUGAGAGAGUCCACAGGAGCUCAGGUUCAGGUAGCAGGGGACAUGCUGCCUAACUCCACAGAGCGCGCAGUGACAAUCUCCGGCACCCCGGAAGCCAUCAUCCAGUGUGUCAAACAAAUAUGUGUGGUCAUGCUGGAGUCCCCACCGAAAGGUGCCACCAUUCCCUACCGCCCAAAGCCCGCCUCCACCCCCGUCAUUUUUUCAGGUGGCCAGGUAAGAGCCGACCCGCUGGCGGCGUCCGCAGCCAACCUCAGCCUUUUACUGCAGCACCAGCCACUGCCUGCUUACACAAUUCAGGGACAAUAUGCCAUUCCACACCCAGAUCAGUUGACCAAGCUCCACCAGUUGGCUAUGCAGCAAACCCCCUUUACCCCCCUCGGACAGACCACCCCUGCUUUCCCUGGUCUGGAUGCCAGUCCCCCGGCCAGUACUCAUGAACUCACCAUUCCCAAUGAUCUAAUAGGCUGCAUAAUCGGGCGCCAGGGAACCAAAAUCAACGAGAUCCGUCAGAUGUCUGGAGCGCAGAUCAAAAUAGCUAAUGCCAUGGAAGGGUCAUCAGAGCGCCAGAUCACCAUUACAGGAACCCCCGCCAACAUCAGCCUUGCCCAGUACCUCAUCAACGCAAGGUUCAGAGACGUGGCAGCCAUGUGGAAUGACCCCUCAUCAAUGACUACAUCCUGAAGCCCCAAACUGCUUUCAUUAUCUGAAGCUAUCAGCAGCUGAUUCCCAAUAAACCUUACAUACAAUCUUCCCUUAGAACUCACCAACCCUUCCCUUAAACCCCAUGGUCAACUUCAUCAGUAGCUUCACUCAUGUAGGCAGACUCCUGAAAUUAAAAAAUGAAGAAAAAAAAAAAAGAAAAGCAGGACAACUGUAGUAUGAUUUGUUCAUGUUAUGCCGUGUUUCAGUGUAGUAUUUUAGCAUGCUGAAUGCUUGGAUCUUGUUAUAUAUUUAUUUAUUAUUUUAAAUUGGAUAGAUUAGUUCAGUAUGGUUGCUGCAUAAGUCUUGUAGUUUGACAGCAAAGCCUAAAUGAUUUAAAAAAUGUAAAAAAAAAAAAAAGGAUUGCAUACAAUAGCAUUUUUAGCAAUGCUGUUGGCAAGGAGCUAGUGAUGUGAUGCAGAUGUUGUAAUGAAGUACAAACGCAUGUCAGAAUCGAGGAGAUGUUGGAAACUGUGUUUCUUUAGAGGCGGAAAAGAUUUUAUUUUUACAUUUGACAGUGGCUUGAUUGUUUUCAGCUUGACCGAUUUGAAAGAAAUGCAUGAUUAUUACUCAACGUGGAGAGCAACAAGGCGGAAAAAGCGAUCAUUCUUGUACAGAAGUGUCAAAUGCUUUCAGAAUUAUUUUAUGUUAUCUAUUUUUUCUAUCUUUUCCUUACCCCUCCCCUUUUUCCUCUUCCCUGAACUAUUCUAGGCUGACGUCUGAGGUCACUGGAAUGGGCACUCUCUAAUUUCUACCCAUGAUCCUUCACUGCAUCACAUGACCCUUGAGCCAAUGGCAUUGCACCUAGUUUGUUUUCUCUCUGUACUUUUGCUGUCCUGUAUUUUCAGUACUUCUGACUAAUUUAUAUUCUAUAAUGUACACAUAAUGUUCCUCCUUCUCAACCUUUGUUGUGCUCCCUACUUAUUACCUGUUUAAUUUAAAAGACACUUUACUUUUUUUUUUGACUCUCUAGUACCUCAUGUCACCGGUGUCCUGUUUUGCCAUAGCUUUCACUGUGAAUUCACGUUUUCCGGUCCGUAUUCUAUGGUGUGGUACAGCUAAGCCAAUGAAAUCCUACUUUUUUCCAAUCUUUCAUUUGGUCAGACUGAAUUUGUAAUUUUUAAAGCAGCAGUCCUGUGCUUUGCUCCAGGGCUUUGCUCACCAGGUACCUUACAACCAUGCAUCUUUUACAUGAAUAAUGAAACAAACUGAUGGAGUUGGAAUGUUUGCACCACGCCUGCACGAUUUGUUUGCAUUUGUCAUUGUGGCAUGCGGAGUAACACAGAGAAUCCAUUAUCAGCCUCUUGUAUUCAAGGAAGAAAAAAAUCAGUGUGAAAACAAAGGAUAUGAGGAUGUGGCAGCUUUACUGCAUGCUGGGACAUUUCAAUUCAGCCCACAAUCUUAGUUUAAGUAAUUGAAUAUAUUACAGCAGAAUUAUUUAUAGAAUAUUUUUAUAUGCGACGUGUUUUUGCAGUAGUAUGAGAAAUACGAAGGCUUUAUUCCUUUGGAAGUGAAUACAGACCUGCUGAUAAUGAAAUCCACCCCAUGUUCCUCUACCAUACGGCCUCUGUGAGUAUGGUAAACUCUCAUGUAGGGUCCAAAAUUAACUUUUUGCCAUAUCAACCAAUGGCAGAUGAAUUUGAACAUUUUCACCUACUAUGAAACUGUAUUUUGCAUUAUUUUUGGGAUCUGCACCAGGGGCCUCAUUUAUAAAACGCAUGUACGAUCGGAUUUGAUCCUAAAUUCCCUUUUAUCCUACAUCAAAUGUGAGGAAUAUUUUGGGAUUUAUAAAGGUAAAAAUGUGCGUGAAAAUGUUCUUAUGUAUACGCCAACUGAAGAGCAUGCAUACACACUUUUUGAGCUUAUAUUUACCAGUAACUAAAAUAAUCCAACGUCGUUUAAAAAAAUGUAAAGAUAAAUAGACAAUCACGAUGUAUAUUAAUAUUAUUAUAUGCGCAAAUGAGCAACUGCUUAGUGAUAAUUGUCACUGAAAUUAAUGUAUUAAUUAUAUAUGAUUUCCUGAAAAAAAAAAGAUGAAAUGUGAUUUGUAAAGGGGGAUUAAUUCAGGAAAAUCUUUUGUGUGUAUGGACAUUUUAUAAAUCGUUUGUAUAGGAACAUUUCGGAAAUUGUUGUACGUUCAUAUUUAGGAACAUUAAGUAGCAGUCACACUACAUUUUUCAUUCCAUUGACUUCCAUUCAAACGCAUGUGAAUGCUGGAGACUGGAAAUGCAAAGUCAUGUGAAGAAGUUUCAUUCCAAAGUUCAAGUUAAACUCUGACCUGUAAGUUCAUGUCACGUAAGACGUGUGACAAAUAGAAGAUCGAUACAUCACCACUGCGACCUCUUGGCUGAAUUAAAAGAAUGCAAUUUUUGCAGUAAAGUGGAGUAGAUUAUAUAUAUUAACCUUUUGGAUUUAUUAUUAUUUGUUAUAUAUUGAAUUUGUUUAUAAAAAAGACGUCAUAUCAUGACUAGUUUUGUCAAAAUUACCGGUACCAAGUCGGUACUGAAAUUUUAAAAAUGUGACGAUACCAGCAUUUCCCCCUAGCAUUUUGAGGGGAUUCGUAAACACCUCUGAUUGGCCGCUGUGUUCACACGCUCAACAGAUAUGUUUGUGAUUGGCUAUAAUGAUCAACGCCAUUUGAAAGCACACAAAAGUGUUUGAAAGCGGGAGCGUUUGAUAGCAGGCCUGCUUUCAAAGGCUCCAGUGUGCAUCUGUGUAAGCGCUCGGUGAAGAGCAUCAAAGAUGUCUAUUAUCAACAUGUUUUUGAAGCAUUGAUCAUUGUAGCCAAUCACAGACAUAUCUGAUGAGCUCGUGAACACAAUGGCCAAUCAGAGGUGUUUAAGAAUCCGCUCAAAAUGCUAGAGGGUAAUGCUGGUAUCAUCACAUCUUUAAAGUUUCAGUACCGAAGUCGGUAGUUUUGACGACACUAAUCACGACCGUUGCUCAAGGUCUAGUGUGACUGCGGCUUUAUACUCGCAUCUUUAUAAAUGAGGCCCCUGAUAAAUUUGAUCAGUUUCUACUCACAUUUGGUAUUUGAUUAGUGUUAAUUUUGGACCCUGCCCUCAUGCAUUCAGCAACACACUUCAUUUUGACAGUGUUUUCAUAUUGCUCUCCAAAACCCAUUUAUCAGUUGAACUGAAAAGACAUGCACAAGCUCUGCAUGCGUCAAAUGAGACUAAAAGGUCGUUCUCCAAUGACAUCUUUUGAAACACGCGCACACACAGUCGACACAGCUGCCGAGGGCGUAUUUCUGCUACAUGGCAAUACAACAGAAUGCUUGGUUAUUUUCCCUAGGCCACCUCACCAAUGAUAAGUCAGGAUCAUUUGUAUCUCGGGCUCUGGAAUGUUCAUGGGUUUAGGCCAGAAUUUCAAAUGUGAUUUUAAGAUUUACCACCCUGGUCUGCUCUUAAACAUGAUUGUUUCUUUAUAACAGCUGUUUUGUUUCAGUUAAGAUCACUGUGUGUUUUUAUUAUUAUUACUGAUACCCAUGAUUCCUGCUGAUGUAGCCUUACUGAUCAGCUCUAAUAAUAUUUUUCUCACGUGCAAAAUUUGAUUGACUUUAGGCUGUUUAUGUUGCAUGUUUUGCUGUGGAUAAUUAUUAAGACAGCCUGUGUACACUAUAAAUGAUGCAUACAUAUUCUUUCCUAUUAUAUUUUUCACCUAUUGGCACCUUCGAUCAUAUAAUUUCAUCCCAGCUAGAAGAAAUGUGUAAUUUCUGCGGCACAAAACAAUUGCAAUCUGUUUCUUUGGCAUGAGUUUGGGGGGGCAGAAAUGUUCUAAUAAAAUGUGAUGCAUCUCUUAAGGAAAGUAUAAAAAGACAUUGAAAUGCUUUUCAAGUACAAAGACCUUUAAAAUGAAUGUGUAAUGCCGUAAAUCCCACCUGUUGUACUGUAAAUACCUCUUGAGAAAUUCUUGUGGCUUGAAUGUGGAAAUGAGUUCCCCUCCUCCAUGCAUGUUGAAGAUUAGCGGCAAGGCACUCAAUUUAUUAUGCGUUUCCACACAGAAUCUGUUUAGUCACUGUACCGAGGCAUUUCGUCCUUUGACUUCCAUUCAAACAGACAGGGGAAUGAUUGAAGUCAUUAUUUUUUGCAAUUAUGUUUGUUACCGCUAGUGGCGCACAAAUUACACACUUCAAUUCUCACCUCACCAAAACUGUCAGUGUGGUGUUGCUAUAGUUGAGCAAUUUAUUUCCAGUAUCGAAGCCCUUUGAUUUAAGUUUUCCCUUUUUUUUUUUUCUGAAGAUUACGUACCAAGGAGAAGUCAUGUUGAGUUACCCUUUUAUCCAAAUCUGAACUUUUUCAGUCAGCAAUCAAUAUGUAUUUCAUCCUCCACAUUUAAAUGUCUAAAAUGUGGUAUUGAGGCUGAAAGUUGAAUGUAACUGCUUCAACAUGUGAUUCAUUAUUCAACCUCUAGUUUACACUUCUUGCCAUUUUUUCCAAUUGCACUAGAGGAAACAAUUUUCUUUCCCAGUCUUAUAACAGAAAAUGCUUUCUUAUUGAGGUAAUCAAGUACAAAAGAAUGCAUUUAGGCUAUAAAGAUAUAUAUUUCUAUAUUUUUAUUUGGUAUCUGUUGAGCAGUAUCAUGCACUGCAGCCAAAUCUUAGAUAUGCACCCGAGUUAAUUUACACCAAAAUCAGACAUUUUAUGAUUUAUUGUCCAUUAUGAGCACAGAACUUUUAUAAUAUUGGAAUCUAACACUAAAAGGUAUGCACAUCCGUGCACAUGGCCGGAAAUGAUGUCAUACUGUUGCUUUAAAAUAACUAAUUUAUCUGGAAUUAUUCAACACAUUUUGUUGUUUUUUUAGAUUCAGCGUUCAGUUUCUUGUUGUCACAUUUACCAUACGUUUUGCACUGCUUUGAGAUGUAAUUUGUGUCAGUGUCUUAGGCUCUGUUAUACAUUAAGUUAGAUUGUAUGUUUACACAAGACUAUGUCUUGUGAUAUAUGUAUGGAAUGUUUUAUUUGAUGUUAUGUUUAGUCCAUAAUGUGCUGUACUCUAGAUCACUGUACAGAUGCAUAUUAAUAUUCAGACAGCAGCAUGCGUAACUUUGACAUUUUUCAGUAGCAGAAUGCUUUACCAAGGGAGGCUGUUGUUAUUUUUUAUUACUAUUGUUAUGCCUAUUAUUUCACAAAUGCAAUAAAAAUAAAUGUGCGUAUAGGACUGCAGUGGCGUGUCGAAAAUGAUUAACUAUUUGGUGGAAAACUCGGUAUGGCAUUACAAACGGCUUUUAUAUUUUUUUCAUGUUUCAUCUCUGCCCGACCUCAUGAUAUCACAUGAUGUUGUUCUCAUAAAUCAUGUGGUUGAUUUGCACUCAUAAUUUUAAUACACAUUAACUCACACUGUGCACAUCUGAAAUCAUUACAUUCAUUUUGUUGGUCAUGCAGUUUUUCAAUGUACUAGAGCAGCAAAAAAAAAAAAAAAAAAAAAGGAAGAAAAAAAAAACAUCUACCUGUCUGUGCUUCUGUAAAUGAUUCUGUUUGGGGGAAAAAAUGUAACAGAGUAAUUAUUUUAUGUUGGACAAUUUGCUGCUUGCAGGUCUAUAUUAGAUUCAAUUUACUGCUGAGUUUAGUUUAACUUUGAAAUGUUUUGUAAAAAGGAGAGAAUAAAGUUUGUUUUUUUCCCUUGAA